AUGGCCCCCGAGAUGGACCAGUUCUAUAGGUCCACCAUGGCCAUCUACAAGAGCAUCCUGGAGCAGUUCAACCCUGCCCUGGAGAACCUGGUGUACCUGGGGAACAACUACCUCCGGGCCUUCCACGCUCUGUCCGAGGCGGCCGAGGUGUACUUCAAUGCCAUCCAGAAGAUUGGGGAGCAGGCCCUGCAGAGCUCCACCUCGCAGAUUCUGGGUGAGAUCUUGGUGCAGAUGUCCGACACCCAGCGGCACUUGAACUCUGACCUGGAGGUGGUGGUGCAGACGUUCCAUGGAGACCUCCUGCAGCACAUAGAGAAGAACACCAAGCUGGACAUGCAGUUCAUCAGAGACAGCCGCCAGCACUACGAGAUGGAGUACCGCCACCGAGCCGCCAGCCUGGAGAAGAGCAUGUCCCAGCUGUGGCGAAUGGAGCGCAAGAGGGACAAGAACGCACGGGAGAUGAAGGAGAGCGUGAACCGGCUGCACGCGCAGAUGCAGGCCUUCGUGUCUGAGAGUCAGCGGGCCGCUGAACUGGAGGAGAAGCGGCGCUACCGCUUCCUGGCCGAGAAGCACCUGCUGCUUUCCAACACCUUCCUGCAGUUUUUUGGCCGGGCCCGGGGGAUGCUCCAGAACCGCGUGCUGCUGUGGAAGGAGCAGUCGGAGGCCAGCCGCAGCCCAUCGCGCGCCCACUCCCCGGGCCUGCUGGGCCCCGUGCUGGGGCCGCCCUACCCCUCGGGCCGCCUGACGCCCACCCGCCUGGACAUGCCCCAGAGGGCCCUGGGAGAGUUCGGCUCCCCCCGCAGCCGGCACGGCUCCGGCUCCUACGGCCCCGAGCCCGCCGAGGCGAGGUCCGCGUCCCAGCUGGAGCCAGACCACCGCCGGUCCCUGCCCCGGACGCCGUCCGCCUCCUCGCUCUACAGCAGCAGCACCCAGCGCUCGCGCUCCAACUCCUUCGGCGAGCGCCCGGGCGGUGGGGGCGGUGGGGGCGGCGGCGGCGGCGCCCGGAGAGUCCGCGCCCUGGUCUCGCACUCGGAGGGCGCCAGCCACACGCUGCUGCGCUUCUCGGCUGGAGACGUCGUGGAGGUGCUGGUGCCCGAAGCCCAGAACGGCUGGCUCUAUGGCAAGCUGGAGGGCUCAUCCUCGAGCGGCUGGUUCCCUGAGGCCUAUGUGAAGCCUUUGGAAGAGCUGCCCAUGAAUCCCAUGAACCCCUUGAACCCAGUGACCUCCAUGAACCCCAGGAGCCCUGUGAAUGAGCUGCCUUCCAGGUCCUACCCACUCCGGGGUAGCCACAGUCUUGAUGACCUCCUGGACCGGCCGGGCAACUCCACAGCAUCUUCGGAAUACUGGGAUGGCCAGUCCCGCUCCCGAACCCCAAGCCGCGUCCCAAGUCGCACCCCCAGCCCUGCGCCUACACCCUCGUCCAGCAGCCGCCGGAGUAGUGUGGGCAGCAUGGGGGUGGCCAGUGACGCCAAGAAACUUGGGUCCUGGGAGCAGCAACCCCCAGAGCUCUUCCCUCGGGGUACGAACCCCUUUGCUACUGUAAAACUGCGUCCUACCGUCACCAAUGACCGCUCGGCGCCCCUCAUCCGCUGA
This is a messenger RNA of Budorcas taxicolor (takin), 1593 nucleotides long. RefSeq names its product BAR/IMD domain containing adaptor protein 2 like 2 (gene BAIAP2L2). Gene Ontology annotation, cellular component: nucleoplasm; cytosol. The transcript has 14 exons. The coding region runs from base 1 to 1593 and encodes 530 amino acids. Lineage: Eukaryota; Metazoa; Chordata; Mammalia; Artiodactyla; Bovidae. Gene Ontology annotation, biological process: actin crosslink formation; actin filament bundle assembly; positive regulation of actin filament polymerization. The record is from RefSeq and is a predicted model, not a curated record. Gene Ontology annotation, molecular function: protein binding.